AGCAGUGUGUGGGAUGGAGGAAGAUGCAUAUAAUCAAGAUGAUGCUGCUGAUGAAGUUGAUGGAGUGAAUGAAGAGGUGGAACCCCAACCUCCGGCACCCAAGCAAUUCAAGCAAUCCAGUGCUUUGGAGUCUCUCCUUGGGGAAGCCUACAGACCACAACAGGAAGUAGGACCACAGAAAACUAAAGCGGCAGAGGCAGAAGAUGAGAUCAAAAGGUACAGGGCAAGGAGACCUGCGGGACUGCAGGACAAUCCUCUCAUCUGGUGGCGGGAGAAUGAAAAGGAGUAUCCUCUUUUGGCUUGCAUGGCAAAGCGAUAUCUCUGUGUCCCAGGAACCAGCGUCACAUCUGAGAGGGUUUUUUCAACUGCAGGUGAUAUCAUUACUGCCAAAAGAAGUUGCCUUACACCUGGGCAUGUCAAUGAGCUACUGUUCCUGCAGAAGAAUCUUUCCAUUCCUGAGUGAUGGCAGUUCACACUCUGGGUUAAAAGACAAGUUUAAUUUCCAGUUUAUUUGUAUUUGCACUUUAAUAGGCAAGGCCUUUCCAGUUUUUAUUUAUUUUUAUCUACUAUUUUAGUUUAAAAUGACCAGUUUACACAAAUACACUUUAAAGGCAAUUUAAUGUCUUAUACCUGGAGUACCUGAAGGUUUUACAAAAAACUGUGACACACUUGUGUUUUCUAAAGGUUUUUGUAAGUUCAAGUUUUAUUUGCAUUUUUACAUUCUGUGUAAUGCUAUCUGUUUACUGUGAAGCCAGUA
This is a messenger RNA of Paramisgurnus dabryanus, 757 nucleotides long. NCBI's taxonomy places the organism in Eukaryota, Metazoa, Chordata, Actinopteri, Cypriniformes, Cobitidae. The record is from RefSeq and is a predicted model, not a curated record.